CUCAUUUAGUUGAGUUACCAGUCUAAAACAAUGAUUUGUGUCGAUUUCAUUCGCUCCUCUGUCCUCUUUUUAUAUAAAUAGCUGUACGUUCGUGUUGGUUUCCGUCCUCGAGCAACAUAUUUCCAGUACAAAUAAAGCUUUUUUCUUUGCUUUUCUUUUCUUUUUAUAACUUCGCUAGGUCCCUCAGAUUAGCAGCGCAUGAAGAGUUCGAAGUCUUCAGAGGGCCGUUUUCUCUGAAGGAAUUACAGGAGCCCAGUUGAAGCUGUCGGAGGAAAACUUUUGGUGAGUCAGUUAUGUAUGGUUUUCUCUGUUUAAGACAGCUACUACCACUCAAACACAGGAGGACCCAUUUGGGUUUUCUUCAGAAAAAUGGUUUCUUUAUUGCCAAAUCGUUUACAUCAGUAGGUAGUUUAUCUGAAUCUAAUCAAAAACCAGAAGAAGAGGAAAAACUUUCUUUUGCAGUGUCUUACCUCGUAAACUCUUGUGGGUUGUCCACAAAAUCUGCAAUUUUAGCAUCCCAGAGCCAUAGGGUACUAUUUCAGAGCCCAGAGAGACCAGACUCAGUGCUGAAUCUUUUCAAAGAGAAUGGAUUCAGCAAUGCCCAGAUCUCCAAAAUCGUUAGGAUUCAUCCCCUGAUUCUUUUAUCUGAUCCUGAGAAGACCCUUUUGCCCAAGAUUGAGCUUUUGCGUUCCAUAGGGGUUUCGAGCUCUGAACUCAUUACUAUCCUCUCGUCAAACCCAUUGCUGUUCAAAAGCAACUUAAAGAAACGUCUUAUCCCCUGCUAUGAUUUCCUCAAGAGUGUACUUCUUGUCGACGAGAAAGUCCUGAAAACCUUCAAGCGCUCACCGCGGUCUUUUCUAUGUGAUGAAACGAAUACUAUGGCUCCUAACAUUGCACUUUUGAGACAACUUGGAGCGCCUCCAUCUACAAUCUCUUUGCUGGUUAUUAAUUUUCCCUCUGAAGCGUUUAUUAAGCAUACGAAGUUUGUUGAGGCUGUCCACCAGGUGAAGGAAAUGGGAUUCGAUCCCAUGAAAACGGUGUUUGUCCUGGCAAUCCGAGUGUUAUUGAAGAUGAGUAAACCAAAGCUGGAAUCAAGAUUGGAGCUUUAUAAGAGGUGGGGUUGGUCAAAGGACAUGUCCCUCGCAGCAUUUAAAAGGUUUCCAAAUUGUAUGCUAUCUUCAGAAGAGAAGAUCACGAAAACAAUGGAUUUCCUUGUGAACAAAAUUGGUUGGCCAUCAGCAAAUAUUGCUAAACAUCCUUCUGUUAUAUCUUUAAGCUUGGAAAAGAGAAUUAUCCCUCGGUGUUACGUUGUUCAAAUUUUGCAAGCAAAGGGUUUGGUUAAGAAUAACUUGGCCGUGGGGACUUUCUUGCUGCCGACUGAGAGGAUAUUUUUGGAGAAGUUUGUGAAAAGAUUUCGGGAUGAUGUUCCUGAAUUGUUGAAUGUAUAUCAGGCAUCUAGUUUUCGUUCUUGAUGAUGAAGUCAUUGUGCAUAAAUGUGUGUGAAAGUGCUGGAGUUGGCUGGAAAUGCAGCUCGUGACAACAAUAAGAACAAGAUCAUUCCAAGGCUGCCAAAGAGGGAGCUUUGUUUGGCAGAGCAUUUCCUUUUUCCGUUGUUACUGUUUAUCACCAUUUCCCAAAAAAAUCAAUAUCAAAACAUUCUAACUUUUUUCACUUUUUAUAUCACAUUAUUCACUUUUUAUUUUUUUUCAAGCGCUCACCACGAGCUUUUCUAAGUAAUGUAACGAAUACUAUGGCUCCUAACAUUGCUCUUUUGAGACAACUUGGAGCGCCUCCUCCAUCUACAAUCUCUUUCCUGGUAACUAAUUAUCCCUCUUCAGCUUUUAUUAAGCAUACUAGGUUUGUUGAGGCUGUCCACCAGGUAAUGGAAAUGAGAUUCGACCCAUUGAAAACAGCGUUUGUCGAGGCAAUCUAGAUGUUAUUGAAGAUGAGUAAACCAAAGCAGGAAUCAAGAUUUGAGCUUUAUAAGAGGUGGGGUUGGUCAAAGGACAUGGCCCUCGCAGCGCUUAAAAGGUUUUCAAGUUGUAUGCUAUCUUCAGAAGAGAAUAUCACGAAGACAAUGGAUUUCCUCGUGAACAAAAUUGGUUGGCCAUCAGCAAAUAUUGCUACAAAUCCUUCUGUUAUAAAAUUAAGCUUGGAAAAGAGAAUUAUCCCUCGGUGUUGUGUUCAAAUUUUGCAAGCAAAGGGCUUCGUUAAGAAUAACUUGGCCGUAGGGACUCUUAUGCAUACGACUGAGAGGAAGUUUUUGGAGAAGUUUGUGAUCAGAUUUCGGGAUGAUGUUCCUCAAUUGUUGAAUGUAUAUGAGGGUAAGAUGUCUUCUGGAUAUAGGAUUUCAGUCUCAGAAGGUAUGUGGGAUGGAAAACUCGUAACAUUUUGACUUGCAAUUUGAUUUAUGU
This is a messenger RNA of Corylus avellana, 2414 nucleotides long. RefSeq lists its product as uncharacterized. The record is from RefSeq and is a predicted model, not a curated record. Gene Ontology annotation, molecular function: double-stranded DNA binding. Lineage: Eukaryota; Viridiplantae; Streptophyta; Magnoliopsida; Fagales; Betulaceae. Gene Ontology annotation, biological process: regulation of DNA-templated transcription.